Molecule: messenger RNA, 2218 nt
Organism: Lolium rigidum
Lineage: Eukaryota; Viridiplantae; Streptophyta; Magnoliopsida; Poales; Poaceae
Product: V-type proton ATPase catalytic subunit A
Exons: 19
Coding region: 35-1900 (621 amino acids)
Biological process (GO): proton transmembrane transport; ATP metabolic process
Cellular component (GO): proton-transporting V-type ATPase, V1 domain; plant-type vacuole
Molecular function (GO): ATP hydrolysis activity; proton-transporting ATPase activity, rotational mechanism; ATP binding
Source: RefSeq, a predicted model, not a curated record
GGCCGUCGACGACGCCUGCACCCCGCCGGCCGCCAUGGCGCACGGCGACCGCAUGACCACCUUCGAGGAGAGCGAGAGGGAGAGCGAGUACGGCUACGUCCGCAAGGUCUCCGGGCCCGUGGUCGUCGCCGAUGGCAUGGGCGGGGCCGCCAUGUACGAGCUCGUCCGUGUCGGCCACGACUCCCUCAUCGGGGAAAUCAUCCGUCUCGAGGGCGAUUCUGCCACGAUUCAAGUUUAUGAGGAGACCGCCGGGCUGAUGGUGAAUGACCCGGUGUUGAGAACAAAGAAGCCUCUUUCAUGUGAGCUUGGACCUGGUAUUCUCGGAAACAUCUUUGAUGGAAUCCAGCGCCCCCUGAAAACUAUUGCUAUCAAAUCCGGAGAUGUCUACAUUCCUCGUGGUGUCUCAGUCCCUGCCCUCGAUAAAGAUCAGCUCUGGGAGUUCCAGCCAAACCAGCUAGGUGUCGGAGAUGCUAUCACAAAUGGAGAUCUAUAUGCUACCGUAUUUGAGAACACGCUGAUGAAGCAUCAUGUUGCGCUCCCUCCUGGUGCUAUGGGAAAAAUUAGCUAUAUUGCCCCUGCUGGUCAGUACAGUUUGCAGGAUACAGUGCUGGAAUUGGAGUUCCAGGGCAUCAAAAAGGAGUUCACUAUGCUCCACACAUGGCCUGUGCGGACCCCAAGGCCUGUUGCGUCAAAACUUGCUGCCGAUACGCCUCUUCUGACUGGACAGCGUGUACUCGAUGCUCUGUUCCCCUCUGUGCUUGGAGGAACAUGUGCUAUUCCUGGAGCUUUCGGUUGUGGAAAAACUGUCAUUAGUCAGGCACUCUCAAAGUAUUCCAAUUCCGACACUGUGGUCUAUGUGGGUUGUGGUGAAAGAGGAAACGAGAUGGCUGAGGUCCUUAUGGACUUCCCGCAAUUGACAAUGACGUUGCCUGAUGGACGUGAAGAGUCAGUCAUGAAGAGAACAACACUUGUGGCUAACACCUCCAACAUGCCUGUCGCUGCGCGUGAAGCGUCCAUCUAUACAGGAAUUACAAUUGCUGAAUACUUCCGUGACAUGGGCUACAAUGUUAGUAUGAUGGCUGAUUCCACAUCCCGGUGGGCAGAAGCACUGCGUGAAAUUUCUGGACGUUUGGCUGAAAUGCCUGCAGAUAGUGGUUACCCUGCGUAUUUGGCUUCACGUUUGGCAUCUUUCUAUGAACGUGCUGGGAAGGUGCAAUGUCUUGGCAGUCCAGACCGGACAGGCAGUGUCACAAUUGUCGGUGCUGUUUCUCCCCCUGGUGGAGAUUUUUCAGAUCCUGUCACCUCUGCAACCCUCAGUAUUGUGCAGGUCUUCUGGGGAUUGGAUAAGAAGUUGGCUCAAAGAAAGCAUUUCCCUUCUGUCAAUUGGCUCAUUUCUUACUCGAAAUAUGCCACGGCUUUGGAAGGCUUCUAUGAUAAGUUCGAUUCUAGCUUUAUUGAUAUGAGAACAAAGGCACGUGAGGUGUUGCAGAGAGAGGAUGACCUAAAUGAAAUUGUCCAGCUUGUUGGUAAAGAUGCAUUGGGAGAAGGUGACAAGAUUACGUUGGAGACAGCCAAGCUUCUGAGGGAGGAUUAUUUGGCGCAGAACGCAUUUACCCCAUAUGACAAGUAUUGUCCAUUCUACAAAUCAGUUUGGAUGAUGCGCAACAUUAUUCAUUUCAACACAUUAGCGAACCAGGCUGUGGAGCGAGCAGCUAAUGCUGAAGGGCAUAAGAUAACCUACGCCGUUGUAAAGAGUCGCAUGGGUGAUCUAUUUUACCGCCUUGUAUCUCAAAAGUUCGAAGACCCUGCAGAAGGCGAAGACGUCCUGGUCGCGAAAUUCCAGAAACUUUACGAUGACCUUACCACCGGAUUCCGCAACCUAGAAGAUGAGGCUAGGUAAAAAAUUGUGUAUGCCACCAUGUAAACAAUAAGGAGCACCAAAUGCUGUGAAGGAACAGACUUGCGCGCAGUUUUCUUUGCUUCACCGGAGUUUGUAGAUGUGAAUUACGUUCCAGGACCCCCCCUUUUUUUCGCGACGACUUCACUUGUUUUUCAGGACUACAUUGUUUGGUCUCCAGUGCCGUGGAUGCACUCAUUAUUUUUUGAUGUACCAUUAUUUGUUGUAAGAUAAGAUCCUGGUGGGCAUGUUCAUAGUUGAAUAAGCACGAUGUCCAUCUAGUUGAACAUCAUCAAUAAUGUCUAUAUUUAUUUGCCAUUA